Eurytemora carolleeae is the source of this 1913-nucleotide messenger RNA. RefSeq lists its product as uncharacterized. The record is from RefSeq and is a predicted model, not a curated record. The transcript has 9 exons. Lineage: Eukaryota; Metazoa; Arthropoda; Copepoda; Calanoida; Temoridae. The coding region runs from base 12 to 893 and encodes 293 amino acids.
AUAGAUAUAAGAUGUUGCAGGAUGACAAUAAACAAAUUCAAUCUCAACUCCAACGAAACAAUAGUGAGGUCCGGAUAUCAAUUGAGGGAUUGCAGAGGGAUCAGGGAAGCAGCACUAUUUACAGCUAUGGUCAAGACCGCGCUUAUCUAGAUACAACGCCAUCAGAUUACCACAAUGGUCGUGCUACAACAGCUAAUGGACAAAAAGCAACAUCAUAUGGUCCAGCGUUUCUAAACACUAACGGAAACCAUCGAUCAAUGUCGGCACAGUUAAACAGUUCUACAAAUAGUUACAAGAGGGACAGGGGGACUUCUCCGAAUUUGAAUGCGUCUCCUAACGGUGGCUUGAAUGCGUCCCCUAACGGUGGCUUGAAUGCUUCUACAUCCAGCAAUAAGAUUUAUAAAAGACCAGCAGUUAAUACAUCAGCAAGGGACCAGAGGAAAAUUCAGAAUAAGGGCCCCCCUGUAACUAAAUCUGGGAAGGAAGAUGGAAAAAAGAAAAAGAUGAAAGAGAAGAAAAAAGCUCCUCCUAAAAAGGGAAAAAAGAACAAAGAUCAUCAUAUUAGGAUGAGUUCUCACUCUGUGGAUAAAAUGCAGGCUAAAGAAGAAGAAGAGGAGGAAGAAAGAAGAAAAAACAAAACACAGUGUGAAUCUGAUAUAAGAGUUUAUAUAACGUUUGUUCUUCUCACAAUCUUUACUGCUGGAUUAGUGUGUGCCAAGGCUUUUUUAAUCGAUUCCUCGCCAGAAGGAAAUGUGAACCAAGAACCCUCUUUAAGGGGAUCCAACAGUAUCUUAGUCAGCAUGGGACUCAGUAAUUUACAGAAAACAGGGGCGGGUUAUAUAAAUCAUAACCCCGGGUUCAUAUCAAACGACUAUCCUACACCUGAGCAAUAAAGAGCAAUAAUUAUUAUAUUACAAGGUGUCCCAAGAAACAUGGGAAUCAAAUCGUCUUUAAUUUAAAGAUGUUAAUAAUUGACAAAAAUUGAGUUUAAAAUUAUGAAAUUUUUAAAAAGUGGUCCACAACUUAGUGUCCUCAGUAUUGACAGGAUGGAAAAUGCUUAAAAUUUGAACAAUUUGGAUAGUAUUUCAUAAAUUGGAAUCUAUUUGGAUAGUAUUUCAUAAAUUGGAAUCUAUUUGGGUAGUAUUUGAUAAAUUGGAAUCUAUUUGGAUAGUAUUUCAUAAAUUGGAAUCUAUUUGGAUAGUAUUUCAUAAAUUGGAAUCUAUUUGGAUAGUAUUUCAUAAAUUGGCAUCUAUUUGGAUAGUAUUUCAUAAAUUGGAAUUUAUUUGGAUAGUAUUUCAUAAAACGGAAUAUAUUUGGAUGUUAUUUCAUAAAUUGGAAUCUAUUUGGAUAGUAUUUCAUAAAUUGGAAUCUAUUUGGAUAGUAUUUCAUAAAUUGGAAUCUAUUUGGAUAGUAUUUCAUAAAUUUGAAUCUAUUUGGAUAGUAUUUCUUAAAUUGGAAUCUAUUUGGAUAGUAUUUCAUAAAUUGGAAUCUAUUUGGAUAGUAUUUCAUAAAUUGGCAUCUAUUUGGAUAGUAUUUCAUAAAUUGGAAUCUAUUUGGAUAGUAUUUCAUAAAUUAUAUAUUUGGAUAGUAUUUCAUAAAUGGAAUCUGGCCGAAUUUACUCAAUAUCUUUGUCAAUUUUUUAAAUAUUCCAAUAUAACAAACCACAUUUUGAAAAUCCCGAGACUAGUAGUUUUGAGAAUAGUUUUUUUUAAAGUGAGAUUCUACAUUAAUUUUGUUAAUGAAAUAAUGCAGCAUGGAACAAAGACGACGUAGAAGUCGGCACAUAAUUCCUAUGUUUAUUGGGGUACUCUGUAAAUUCAGAAAUUUCUUUUAAAAGAAUAUAGAUAGAAUAGAUUCUGGAAAAUUAUCUUUCGUUCUAUUUUAAAACGUUUUUUUUUAAUUUUGAAACGAAA